AUGUGGCGAUUUUUGCAUAAAGCGCAACAGCAACGCAAUCGCGACCUCGACGCCCUUCGUCGGGACAUCGACACGGAUGUACAUGUUAAAUCGCCGGCGGAUUUACUACAAAGUCUACAGGUGGAUCUUGAACAGGGUUUAUCUACGAUCGUUGCGAAAAGUCGCCUACGAGAUCAGGGACUGAAUGCAUUGACUCCGCUGAAAAGAACUUUGGAGAUUCAAAAGAUCUUGCAUCGAUUCUGCGGAGGCUUUUCCUCACUAAUAUGGGUGGGUGCCAUUUUGUGUUUUGGCAACUACUUCUUGCAAUUGGGGACCUAUGGCGAAGCUACCGAGGAUCACCUCUGGCUUGGUCUAGUCCUGAUUGUGCUAAUCAUAGUUACCGGUGCGUUCAGUUACUACCAAGACUCCAAGAGCUCGCGCAUCAUGGAAUCGUUCCAGCAGAUGGUACCGCAACGUGCCAAGGUUCUGCGGGACGGCGAGAGAAAGGAGUUGCUGGCGACCGAGCUGGUGGUUGGGGACAUCGUCCUGCUGGAGACCGGCGACCGGGUGCCCGCUGACAUUAGGAUCCUGGAAUGUCAAGGUUUGAAGGUCGACAAUGCAUCGAUUACGGGCGAAUCGAUACCACUGGUACGAACGGCUAAUAUCCCGCAAACCGGAAGUGUUAUUCAAGCGAAGAACAUGGCAUUCUUUUCCACAAACGUUGUCGAAGGCAGCGGAAAGGGUGUCGUAGUGGCCUGCGGUGAUCACACAGUGAUGGGCAGAGUGGCGAGGCUAACUUCGAGAUUGCCGACCCAGCCUACGCCUCUCUCCAGGGAGAUGCAUCGCUUCAUGAAACUGGUCUCGUGCUGGGCCAUCUUUCUAGGCGUUUCGUUCUUCGCCAUGUCCGUAGCGAUGGGCCACGAUUGGAUCGACUCGGUCGUGUUUCUGAUCGGCAUCAUCGUGGCCAACGUGCCGGAGGGCAUUGUCGCCACGAUGACGGUCAGCCUGACCUUGACCGCCAAGAAGAUGGCCAGCAAGAAUUGCCUGGUGAAGAAUCUCGAGGCAGUCGAGACGUUGGGAUGCACCGCCGUUAUCUGCAGCGAUAAGACCGGCACUCUCACGCAAAAUAAAAUGACUGUACGACACGUGUGGUACGACGGUCAGUUGCGCGAGGUGAUGGCGUCGGACACAUGGCGAAAAUACGACAGCAAUCUGGGUUUCGAAAAUCUGGCGAGGGUGGCGAGUCUCUGCAAUCGCGCCGAUUGGGCGCCGAUGCCCGAGGACGAACCCUUGCCGCCGUUAAACAAACGAAAAAUCCUGGGAGAUGCCUCGGAUGCGGCAUUACUGAGAUGCAUGGAGGUCCUCGUGAAAGGGGGAGCUAAUUCUUACAGAAAGGACUAUAUCAAGAUAAUGGAGAUACCUUUUAAUUCGACGGACAAAUUUCAAGCGAAUGUGCAUUCAUUUCGCGACAAGUACUUCGUGUGCUUCAAGGGCGCUCCCGAACGCGUUCUCGAACGUUGUUCGACGGUAGCGUUCGGUGGCGAGACUAAGGCUUUGACUGAAGAAACAAGGACAGCGUACACGGAAUCUUGUUAUAUCCUGGCGAACAACGGAGAACGCGUCCUCGGCUUUGCCGAUCUUGAACUCUCAAACAAGGACUUCCCCGUGGGCUAUCACUUCGAGGCCGAUCCUCCAAAUUUCCCUCUUGAAAACUUGAGACUGAUCGGCCUGGUAGCCAUGAUGGAUCCACCGCGGCCAACUGUUCCCGAUACUGUGUACAAGUGUCGUUGCGCCGGUAUCAAGGUCAUCAUGGUGACCGGUGAUCAUCCCGACACCGCCAAAGCGAUCGCCAAGUACGUCGGCAUCAUUACUGACAACGACGGCCAUGAAAAUUACAACAAUGAUGCCGGAAAACGACAUAUCGUGGUGACGGGUGCACAGCUGCGCGAUCUGUCACCGGAGCAACUGGACCAGCUCAUCAGGCGAUAUCAGGAGAUCGUGUUCGCCAGGACGUUGCCUGUGCAAAAGCUGCAGAUCGUCGAGAGCUGCCAGCGGCUGCAUCUGAUCACCGCGGUUACCGGCGACGGCGUCAACGACUCUCCAGCCCUGAAGAAGGCCGACAUCGGCAUCGCUAUGGGUGUUACAGGAUCCGAUGUGAGCAAGCAGGUGGCGGAUUUAAUACUGCUGGACGACAAUUUUGCGUCGAUAGUGACGGGCAUCGAGGAGGGCCGGCGGAUAUUCGACAAUCUCAAGUCGAGCAUCGCGUAUACUCUGGCCAGCAACGUGCCGGAAAUAACGCCCUUCUUGGCGUUCGUUGUUCUCGGAAUUCCGCUGCCACUCGGCGUGAUUUGCAUCUUAUGCAUCGAUCUGGGAACGGAUAUGUGGCCGGCGGUCUCCUUGGCUUACGAGAAGUCCGAGUCCGAUAUAAUGUUGAGGAAACCCAGGAUACCCCAGAGUGAUCAUUUAGUCAGCCGGCGGCUGAUCUUCAUGGCGUACGGUCAGAUCGGCGUGAUCGAAGCGUGCGCGGGCUUCUUCACGUAUUUCGUGGUGAUGGCAGAGCACGGUUUCCUGCCUAAACGACUGUUAGGUCUGAGGUCACAGUGGGACUGCUCGGCAGUGAACGACCUGGAGGACAGUUUCGGCCAGGAAUGGACCUACGAGCAGCGCAAGAUCCUAGAGUACACCUGCCACACCGCCUUCUUUGUCAGCAUCGUGAUCGCUCAAUUGGCGGAUGCAAUGGUCUGCAAGACCCGGCGCAACUCGCUACUACGCCAGGGUAUGGGUAACUGGGCCCUGAAUCUGGGUCUGCUCCUUGAAAUCGCUCUGGCCUGUGUAGUCUGCUAUGCGCCCUACAUGGACCGCAUCCUGAAGACGUAUCCCUUGAAGCCGGAGUGGUGGCUGCUCGGAGUGCCGUACGCCAUCGUGAUAUUAAUUUACGAAGAGUUGAGGAAACGGUGGGUCAGAAGAAACCCGGGUGGCUGGUGGGACAGAGAAACUUCGUACUAGGUGAGAUCGUU
Messenger RNA from Vollenhovia emeryi, 2996 nucleotides. Its product is annotated as sodium/potassium-transporting ATPase subunit alpha-like. The transcript is spliced from 9 exons. Gene Ontology annotation, molecular function: P-type sodium:potassium-exchanging transporter activity; ATP binding; ATP hydrolysis activity. The coding region runs from base 1 to 2985 and encodes 994 amino acids. Gene Ontology annotation, biological process: potassium ion import across plasma membrane; intracellular potassium ion homeostasis; proton transmembrane transport. Gene Ontology annotation, cellular component: membrane. NCBI's taxonomy places the organism in Eukaryota, Metazoa, Arthropoda, Insecta, Hymenoptera, Formicidae. The record is from RefSeq and is a predicted model, not a curated record.